AGUGGUCUACGGUAGAAGAGCGAGUCGUCGGACAAACGACACUGGUGGAGACUUAUGCUUGCAAGGAAAUUGUCAUACCGUUAUCGAACGUAUCUCGGUUAAUUAAUGAUAGGCUGGAAGACGCUUUGAGACGAAGGAUGUACAGUACGAAGAGCCUAAGUCGGAGUAUAAUGGCUUCCGGGGCAACAGUAAACGCAAGCGCACGCCCAAAUUAUUCUUCAAAAUCUGAUGAAAACUCGGAGGAUAAUGGGUUUCAGGAUCUCAAUAGUAUUAAACAACAGAGAUCAAGUGAUAUUCGGGUCGUAAAACCAAAAUAG
This is a messenger RNA of Paraglomus brasilianum, 317 nucleotides long. The record is from the annotation of a GenBank genome assembly. Lineage: Eukaryota; Fungi; Glomeromycota; Glomeromycetes; Paraglomerales; Paraglomeraceae.